CAUGCAACGAAUCGGAAUUUAAGUGCAAUGACGGAACUUGCAUACCGCAAGCUUACAAAUGCAAUAGUCGCGCAGAUUGUAGAGACGGCGAAGACGAAGAAAAUUGUCACUGUCCCGAUGAUCAAUUCAAAUGUGAUGAUAACACCUGCAUAUCUGAAGAUAAAAUAUGCAAUAAUGUACACGAUUGUUCAAAUGGUGAAGACGAAGAAGAUUGCGAACACAAUACAGUUAGUACAACACCGAAAGAUCGGUUUUUUUGCCCACUCGGGAAAUUUACAUGCACAGAUUUAACGUGCAUAUCCAUUGUGGGACGAUGCGAUGGAAAAUAUGAUUGUCCGCUUGACAGAUCAGAUGAGGAAGAUUGUCCUUGCUCACGUGACUCAUGGCAAUGCGAUUUCGGACAAUGCAUCGCUAAAGAAAAACGUUGUAAUGGAAAUAUAGAUUGUCCCGAUGACAUUUCAGACGAAAGAAAUUGCUCAACAUGUAAAGCCAAUGAGUUCAAGUGUGGAAACGGAGUUUGUAUAAAAGCUAAUUUGAGAUGUGAUGGAAGAUUUCACUGCACAGAUUACACAGACGAACAUGGUUGUAGUAAUUCUACAGGAAUCGACAUUUGUUCUGAUGGACAAUUUCAAUGCCCAUCAGGAGGUUGUAUUGAUGAGCAAUCCGUUUGUGAUGGCGUUCCUCAUUGCCCGCAAGGAGAAGAUGAAGAUCCGCAUAAAUGCGAAUGCAAGUCCUACGAGAGUAAAUGUCAACGCGGGGGAGGAUGUUUUACAGAAGUACAAAGAUGUGAUAAGAUAAUUGAUUGUUUAGACUCGACAGAUGAAAAAAAUUGCUCUUAUAGUUGUACUUAUGAUCAGUAUCAAUGUUCUACGACUGAUAAAUGUAUUAACCGGCUUAGAGUUUGUAAUGGCGAAUAUGAUUGUCCCAACGGAGAAGAUGAAAUGAUAUGUGAAUGUCCUGCUAAUGAGGAAAAAUGCGAACUUGGCGGCGGAUGUUAUUCUCCAAAGCAAAAAUGCGACGGUAUUGAAGACUGUUCUGACGGAAGUGAUGAAUAUGAUUGUGUCGAACAUGCUGAAUGUGCUGAGAGUGAGCACCUUUGUGAUUCAGAUUUAUGCAUUCCCAAAUCUGAAGUUUGCGAUGGUAAAUAUGAUUGUGAUGAUAAAACCGAUGAAAUGGGAUGUAAUGAUUCCGAAACAUCAUCCUCGGAGAAUAUAGCCAAGCAAUGUAGAGCUGAUGAGUUUAAAUGCGGAAAUGGUGAAUGUAUAAGUCUUGAAUUUUACUGUGACGGAACACCCGAUUGUCUUGAUAAUUCUGACGAGCCACGUCAUUGUACUUCAGAUGAGCCAAAAUGCGAACACGAUCAAUUCGAAUGUGAUUCAUCUUGUCACUCGAUGAACAUUAAAUGUAAUGGAGUUGAUGAUUGUCUUGAUGGAGCAGAUGAAGAAAAUUGUCCUGUUCACGAGCAUCCUUCAGGAAAUGCUCCAUCGCACCGAAACUGUCCUGACUUUGAAUGCAGUUAUGAUAACAGAUGUGCCAUAAGAUGCGAUGGUCGCUCUGAAUGCUCCGAUGGCGAAGAUGAGAGAGAUUGUCCAUGUCGAUCAGGAGAAUUCCAAUGCGAUGAUGGAAAAUGUAUUCAUGCCGAUAAAAAAUGCGAUGGAAGACCAGAUUGCUAUGAUCGCAGUGAUGAACGAAAUUGUCCAACAUGUCGUUCAGAUGAAUUCCGAUGCGAUGAUGGAACAUGCAUUGAUAGAGCUCGUCAUUGUGACAGACGUGUAGAUUGUAGAGAUAGUUCCGACGAAAGAAAUUGCCGUGAAUAUCCUCCAUAUACAACUCCAAGACCUACAUAUAGACCAACAACGCAAAGAACCGAUGUUUGUUCAAGUGACGAAUGGUUAUGCGGUUCAGGCGAAUGUAUUCCUUUAGGAAGUCUCUGCGAUCGCAGAGCAGAUUGUCGCGAUGCUUCUGAUGAAAGAAAUUGUCCAUCAACUCCAACAAGACAUCCGGAAGUUUCUGAUAAUCGCUUGAACCUUAAAACGUAUCCGAAUGAUCAAAUCAUUAAAGAAAGACAAAUCAGAGAGGGUCGUGAAGUUGUAUUCCAAUGUCGUGACGAAGGUCCAAUUCGUGCAAAAGUAAGAUGGACCCGAAGCAGAGGAUUACCUUUGCCUCCCGGCGCACGUGAUGUUAAUGGUCGACUUGAAAUCCCAAAUAUUCGUUAUGAUCAUUCGGGCGAAUACAUUUGCGAAGCAAUUGGUUAUCCAAAAUCUACGCCGGGAAGUCACGUAUCUGUUAAUUUACAAGUUGAAAGAUAUAAUCCAAUUGUUGAUCGACCCCCGUCAGCUUGUGGCUACAAUCAAGCUACUUGCAUGAAUGGCGAGUGUAUUGAUAGAUCGAAGAUUUGCGAUGGGCAUCACGAUUGUGCUGAUGGAUCAGAUGAAAACAGUUGUAGUUCAGGAUCUCGCGGAUUAUGCGAACCAAAUGAAUUCAAAUGCGGAAAUCGAAAAUGCGUUUUGAAAACAUGGAGAUGUGACGGCGAAAAUGAUUGCGGCGAUAAUACAGAUGAAGAAGGAUGUACGCCAGCUCCAUUCGGAUAUCCUUGUCGUCACGAUGAAUUCCAAUGUCGAGAUGGUCAAUGUAUUCCAAAAGCAUUCCAAUGUGAUACAACUCCCGAUUGCCACGAUCGAUCUGAUGAAAUAGGAUGUUCAGCUCCUGUUAUUAUCACUCCUCCUCCGCCAAGCGUAACAUUAGAUGUCGGUUCAAUCUUGAAUAUUACGUGUCGCGCAACAGGCGUUCCUGUUCCAUUAGUUGUAUGGCGUCUUAAUUGGGGUCAUGUGCCCGAUAAUUGUGUUUCUGAAAGCUCAGGCGGAUUUGGUACUCUUAUGUGUCGUGAUAUGCGCCCAAAAGAUCAAGGUGCAUAUUCUUGUGAAGUAAUUAACACGAAAGGAACAACAUUUGCAACGCCUGAUACUAUCGUGAUUGUAAAUACAGACACAAAUACAGUUUGCCCCAAUGGAUUUUUCAAUGAUCUUGCAAGACGACCUGAAGAUUGCAUAAGUUGCUUCUGUUUUGGCGUUUCGACACAAUGUAGCGGAGCAAAUAUGUAUUCUUACACACUUCCUGAACCACAGACUUCUUUGACAGUUUUGGGUGUCGAAGGUCCAUGGAAUGGAGCAUCUUCGUUGAAAAUUGGAGAAUAUAGAAAUCAUGAUUUAACAGCAACACGCCAUGGCGUUCAAUUACGCCUCUCAGACAUUCCAUCGCCAACUAAUCAAUAUCCUUAUUAUGCGUUGCCCGAUGAAUAUCGUAAAAAUCAAUUGAAAUCAUAUGGAGGUCAUAUUCGUUAUGAAGUAAUUUAUAAUGGUAGAGGAGCUACAAACGAUGCCCCUGAUAUUAUUAUAACAGGAAAUGGAAGAGAAAUUGUGUACAGACAUGCAACUCGUUUGUUGCCUGAUCAACCAAAUCCUAUUUCCGCAAUUAUUUCAGCAGGAAAUUGGUACAAAUUAGAUGGAACUUAUGCAUCAAGAGAAGAAAUCCUUGUUGUUUUGGCAAAGAUUGACAAUAUUUUGAUCAAAUUACAAUACGUUGAUGGACCUGAACGUGGAGUUGAAUUACUUCAUAUCAAAUUAGAUUCUGCAGCAUCAACUGAUCGAGGAUUUGGUCCUGCAGGUUUAGUUGAAGAAUGUCGUUGUCCUGCAGGAUAUCGAGGAUCAUCUUGUGAAGAAUGUGACUAUGGAUACGAAAGACAAUCUUCAGGUCCUUGGUUGGGUCGUUGCGUUCGUGUAAAUGAAGUUUGUCGUCCCGGAACAUAUGGAAAUCCUCAACAAGGACAACCUUGUCGUCCUUGUCCUUGUCCAGGCACUUCAGGAAACUCAUACGCAACUACAUGUUCUUUGGGACGAAACGGUGAUGUAACUUGUCAUUGUGAUCGUGGUUAUCAAGGCUCUCGCUGUGAAGAAUGUGCUCCUGGUUAUGUAGGAAAUCCAAUUGCGGGUCAACCAUGUGUUCCCCAACAAGUUUCAAGAUGCAAUCCAUACGGAACAGAAUCAUCUUAUCCUAAUGGACAGUGUCAUUGUCGUUCAGGAGUAACAGGGCGUUAUUGUGAUCAGUGUGCACCUGGAAGCUUCUAUUUACAUCAAAAUGGAUGUCUUGAGUGUUUCUGCAACGGAGUUACAAAGAGUUGUACAAGCAGCAGUUAUUAUCGUGAUAAAGUUGAGAGUAGUUUUGCUGGAGGGCGUUCCGAAUUCAGCUUGGUAUCGAACGAUCAAGUUAUUGCUAAUAACAUGCCUGUUGAAGGACGUGAAAUUGUCUAUAGAAACUUCGGAGUUACAGACGAUGCUGUAUAUUGGAGUCUUCCUGCAGAAUAUUUGGGCAACAAAAUUACCUCAUAUGGCGGAAAUUUGACUUACACAUUGAGAUACACGCCAUUGCCUUCAGGAAGUGCUUCACGCAAUAGUGCACCAGAUGUUAUUAUUAAGAGCCAUAACCAUCAAGUUUUACAUCAUUAUCGUCGUGAUGGCGGAGUUCCAUUAAGUAGUCCAAGUACGUAUAUUGUUCCUGUCAUCGAAGAAGAAUGGCAAAGCUCAUUGGAUGGAACAUCAACAACAAGAUCGCAACUUUUGACUUCUUUGUCUGACAUUGAAGCAAUCUAUAUCAAAGCCACAUACACAACAGUUCCAGAAGAAGCAGCUUUGGAGCAUAUAUCGCUUGAUACUGCAUCCGAACGCAAUUAUGGAAGCGGUAUUAUCGCUCAUGAAGUUGAGCAAUGUCGUUGUGUCACAGGAACAACAGGAUUGUCUUGCGAAGAAUGUUCUCCCGGAUACUUUAAGAGUACAAACUAUCCAGGCACUUGCGAACCAUGCAAUUGUCAUGGACAUUCGGAAAAUUGUGAUGCUAAAACUGGACAAUGUCUCGAUUGUCGUCAUUUCACAACGGGACACAAUUGCGAAAGAUGUCUUCCCGGAUAUACGGGAUCAGCAACACGCGGUACUCCAAAUGAUUGUACACGGGAUACAGAAUAUCCGCCAGGAGAGCUUUGUGAUCGAUGCGAUCCAGAAGGAACAGUUUAUGGGCGUUGUUAUCCCGGAGCAACUUCGUGUGAAUGUAAAGCAAAUGUCGUUGGAACGUAUUGUAACCAAUGUCGACCGGGAACAUUUGGAAAAAGUUAUGAAAAUCCCGAUGGAUGUGCAGAAUGUUUCUGUAGCGGAACACGCGCUGAUUGUACAGAGCUCAAUUAUUUCAGAGAAGAAUUACCUGCACCUAUUUUCGAUGAAAAUCAUGGAUAUCGUAUAACAGAUCGUGACUUCUCAAGAGAAGUCGAAAACCGAUAUGAAGUUAAUUCUUUCGAAGCAAAAUUAUCGUAUUCUUUUGCUGAUGAAGGAACAUUCUAUUGGAGUCUCCCUGAACGAUUGCUUGGCAACCAAAUUCUCUCAUAUGGAGGAAAUCUUACUGUUACACAAAUGACAGAGGGUCGAGGAGGAUAUGUUCCUGAUCAAGAUGUCAUUAUUCGAGGCAAUGGUUUAACACUUUUCUGGCAAAGACACAAUGGAGAUGAUGGGACGUAUCAUAUUCCUUUGAUUGAAACUGAAUGGCAAAAUUUGCAUCGCACAGGAGUUCGACCUACUUCAAGAAGUGAUUUAUUGACUGUCUUGGCGAAUCUUGAAAGCGUUCUUGUUCGUGCGACACUCAAAGACAUGACUUCCAAAUCAUCCAUCAGUGACGUUUAUCUCGAUACUGCUGUUCCUCAACAAACAGCUCAAGGAAGAGUUCAUGGUCUUGAAAAAUGUAGAUGUCCUGCUGGAUACAAAGGACCAAGUUGUGAAACUUGUGACAAAAACUACUAUCGUGAUCAUCAUGAUCGUUCAGGUAGUCUUUUGGGUGCUUGUAAAAUGUGUCCUUGUGAACAUGCUGAAUCGUGCGAAUCUGGCCCACAUAAUAGAAUUGUUUGUCAUUGUGAGCCUGGAUACACAGGCGAUCGUUGUCAAUCUCAAGUAUCGUGCGCAGAGAAAACAACUGACAAUGGUAAAUUAGAGUGUCAUACGAGAGCAGAAACAGAAACAGUUUAUCCUAAUUAUUGUUCAACAUACACAAUCAUAUUUUUUAAUAAUAAUGAGAAAGAUUAUGAAUAUGAAAUUGUUAACAAGGAUAAACAAAUCGUUGGAAAGAUAAAACGAAAUAUAGACGCAAAAAGCAAAUCAGAAGGUCCGCCGAUUCCAACAAGAUAUCCUCCUCAUCAACCAAACAUAAAAGUCACUAUCAGAGAACCGCUCAUUCAAAUUGUAGAAAAGGGUGAAGAAAUCAGAUUAACAUGUAGUGGUUAUUACAUAAUUGAUCGAACUGCGCUUCCAAUAAGAUGGUAUAAGGAAGGCGGUUCAUUAUCAUCACGAGCAUCACAGCAACAACAUGUCCUCUACAUCAAAAAUAUUCAAAUUGAUGAUAGCGGAGUGUAUGUUUGCGAAGCGAGGAAAGGAGAUGAAACUGUUUCGCAAAAGGUUACGGUUACCGUUGGAAAAGAUGGACAAUAUGUUCGACCUCAAAUAUCCGUUCAUCCAUCAACUGUUGAUGUAGAAGAAUUCCAACCUGUUGAAAUUGUGUGCUCUGCGCUUUCUGGAUAUCCUGAACCACAAAUUUUAUGGGAACGUCUUGAUGAAAAACCUUUUACUUCGAGUGCAUACCACAGAGAUGGAUUCCUUCGCAUUUCAUCCGUUUCAAAGGCUGAUGAAGGAAGCUACAGAUGCGUUGGAAUUAACUCUGUCGGCGAUCACGAUCAAAUCAUUCAAAUUUACGUUCGAGAUCGUAGUCCUCAUCCAACUGGCAUUUACGUUAUACCCGAUCGUUUUGACACAAACGAAGGAGAAGAUGUAACAUUACGCUGUGAAAGCGGACAACGAGGAACUGUUGAAUGGAUCAAACAAGGUCAACGUGAAUUACCUCCCCGUGUAAUUGUACGAGGCGAUACAUUAGUAAUUCGUCAUGCAAGCGUUGAAGAUAGCGGGCGAUAUUUGUGCAGUGUUAGAUUGCCAGGAGGCGAUGUACAAUCAGCACAUUCAGAUGUAAGAGUUUCAUCUUACAGGCCUCCAACUGUUGGACCAAAAGUCCGUGAAUUCGAUCGUAAAUACGUUGUUGUUCAAGGACAAGAUUUCUCAUUGGCAUGCGAAGCAUCAGGAGAUCCAAGACCUUCGAUAGUUUGGAGCAUUAGCGGAGGUGAAUUGCCAUCCAAUGUACAACAAAGCGGAAAUAUAAUCAGAAUUCUCAACGCGAGACCCGAAAACAGC
Messenger RNA from Culicoides brevitarsis, 7268 nucleotides. Its product is annotated as basement membrane-specific heparan sulfate proteoglycan core protein-like. Gene Ontology annotation, cellular component: plasma membrane. Lineage: Eukaryota; Metazoa; Arthropoda; Insecta; Diptera; Ceratopogonidae. Gene Ontology annotation, molecular function: protein binding. The record is from RefSeq and is a predicted model, not a curated record. The annotation marks the transcript as partial. The transcript has 28 exons.